UCCUGUGGCUUUCUCCAGGCCGCACGGAGAGAGUUCAGGGCUCACCUGGAUGAGGUCAUCACGCUCCAGUCUAGGUACUCUACCUUGGACCAGGUAAAUGGUUACACACACACACACACACACACACACACACACACCACUCUCAGGGCCAUCAGAAAGGCCUCCUGUCAUCUCAGGUCUGUGACAGGCUCCCUUUAUCACUAGAGGGCAUUUAGCACUAUUGCUAUCCUGGCCCACAGGCUGUGAUCGAUCCCUCUGAUUGGGUAAUCACCUUGUAUUUUAUUUAUUUAUUGGGCCGUCAUGUCUUUCUUUUAGUCCCCAGUAAUCAGAGUCCUCAUUGGCAUUCAUCAACAUGAACAUCAUCUGUUUCUGCUUCACAUCUCAUCUCAUCUUGAUGACUUAAUGUGGACGUGGACAUGGUGGGUGUGUGUGUGUGUGUACCGUCACUGUGUCUGUUUCUCAGUAUCUUUUGCAGCAUCUGGCGAAGACAAAAAUCAUAUUUCCUUCCCCUUCAUUCAUUUAUUCACUCAGUCAUUUAUUCAUUCAAUUAUUCAUUCAAUUAUUCACCCAAUCCUUCCCUUCUCUGUUCGCCUCACUGUUUCAUUCAUGACGUCUGGUGUUGGCAUAAUGAGCAGCGGAAGAAAGAUGGAAGAGAAGAGAGAGAGAGAGAGAGAGAGGAGAAAGGGAGAGAGAGACCCAGUGCUGGCAGAUGGAGAGCAUCAGCGACCCCACAGUGAAGCGAGUGACUAUGUUCCUUCCACUUGUCAUGUUCCUGUGAGACCGUUGUCAUGGUAAAGGCAGACGAGACUGCCUGAACAUAAGGCAGCUGGCUGCCUACGUAUCUGCUCAUUGGAGUGUGUGUGUGUGUGUGUGUGUGUGUGUCUAGCUAUUGUGAUGAUCUCUCAUCCAUCUGUGUAGUCGCUGUUGUUUGUCUAAUGCAAUGUUGUUGUUUAGGUUGAGUGCUUAAGGGGAGCUGAGCUCCUGCCUUACUAUUAUUUAUGUUGUCUAGCCUGUUUAUCUCCAGCCUAGGCGGGUUGAUCCAUAGUAUUACAGAAGGCCAAUGUUGACAGAAUCCUCCAUAGCCCAUUUCCCCAACCUUCACCUCAUCUCACUGCUAGCCUUUGUUUUGUUGCCUGCACGACCAUUAUUUCCCUUCCACUUAUGAUACUAAGAUGGGUGUACUGUACAGACCUGUUCAACAAAACAUGAUGCCAGGUGGUUCUACUAAAUAUACCCUCCACCACCACCCCCACCAUUACCCGAGUCAGUACUGCUCAAUGUCUUACCGUGCAUCUGUUUUGAAAUGUGUUUAGACGGGUUAGUUUCAGUAACGGUGUGUUGCACCUGCUCAGUCUUCCUUCUUCACGCUGAGCCCACAUCGUUCUGUGUUCUCUCAUUCUUUUUAUCACUUCAUCCGCUCCGUCAACUCUAGAACUUGACGACCUCUAGUUGGGUUAUAGAUGAGUUUAUUCCUACCCUGGUGGGUUACCGAGCCUUAAACUGCUGAUGACUUGUAGCUACUGUUUCCUAGCGUUCCUCUGCUCUGCUCUGUCUGUCUGUUGUAAAACUCUUGUCUCUGUCAUGUGCUGUCCUGUCCAUACGCUACUGUAAUGUAGCUCCACUCUAGGUUGGAGGGGCUCAACGAGGACCGCAGAGGCCAUAGCAGGACCUACGACUCGCGAGUAACUACCCCCCCCCCCCCCCCCCCCCCCGUCGUUCUCUCUUUCUUUCUUUCUUUCUUUCUCUCUCUCUGUCUCUCUUCUUUCUAUCACUCACUCUUUCCUCAGUAGCAAUCUAUUUAUUAUUCUAACAUACAGUGAGGGGAAAAAAGUAUUUGAUCCCCUGCUGAUUUUGUAAGUUUGCCCACUGACAAAGAAAUGAUCAGUCUAUAAUUUUAAUGGUAGGUUUAUUUGAACAGUGAGAGAGAAUAACAACAAAAAAAUCCAGAAAAACGCAUGUCAAAAAUGUUAUAAAUUGAUUUGCAUUUUAAUGAGGGAAAUAAGUAUUUGACCCCUCUGCAAAAAAUGACUUAGUACUUGUUGGCAAAACCCUUGUUGGCAAUCACAGAGGUCAGACGUUUCUUGUAGUUGGCCACCAGGUUUACACACAUCUCAGGAGGGAUUGUGUUCCACUCCUCUUUGCAGAUCUUCUCCAAUUCAUUAAGGUUUCGAGGCUGACGUUUGGCAACUUGAACCUUCAGCUCCCUCCACAGAUUUUCUAUGGGAUUAAGGUCUGGAGACUGGCUAGGCCACUCCAGGACCUUAAUGUGUUUCUUCUUGAGCCACUCCUUUGUUGCCUUGGCCGUGUGUUUUGGUUCAUUGUCAUGCUGGAAUACCCAUCAUCCACGACCCAUUUUCAAUGCCCUGGCUGAGGGAAGGAGGUUCUCACCCAAGAUUUGACGGUACAUGGCCCCGUCCAUCGUCCCUUUGAUGCGGUGAAGUUGUCCUGUCCUUUUAGCAGAAAAACACCCACAAAGCAUAAUGUUUCCACCUCCAUGUUUGACAGUGGGGAUGGUGUUCUUGGGGUCAUAGGCAGCAUUCCUCCUCCUCCAAACACGGCGAGUUGAGUUGAUUCCAAAGAGCUCGAUUUUGGUUUCAUCUGACCACAACACUUUCACCCAGUUCUCCUCUGAAUCAUUCAGAUGUUCAUUGGCAAACUUCAGACGGGCCUGUAUAUGUGCUUUCUUGAGCAGGGGGACCUUGCGGGCCCUGAAAGAUUUCAGUCCUUCACGGUGUAGUGUGUUACCAAUUGUUUUCUUGGUGACUAUGGUCCCAGCUGCCUUGAGAUCAUUGACAAGAUCCUCCCGUGUAGUUCUGGGCUGAUUCCUCACCGUUCUCAUGAUCAUUGCAACUCCACGAGGUGAGAUCUUGCAUGGAGCCCCAGGCCGAGGGAGAUUGACAGUCUUUUGUGUUUCUUUCAUUUGCGAAUAAUCGCACCAACUGUUAUCACCUUCUCACCAAGCUGCUUGGCGAUAGUCUUGUAGCCUAUUCCAGCCUUGUGUAGGUCUACAAUCUUGUCCCUGACAUCCUUGGAGAGCUCUUUGGUCUUGGCCAUGGUGGAGAGUUUGGAAUCUGAUUGAUUGAUUGCUUCUGUGGGAAGGUGUCUUUUAUACAGGUAACAAGCUGAGAUUAGGAGCACUCUCUUUAAGAGUGUGCUCCUAAUCUCAGCUCGUUACCUGUAUAAAUACACCUGGGAGCCAGAAAUCUUUCUGAUUGAGAGGGGGUCAAAUACUUAUUUCCCUCAUUAAAAUGCAAAUCAAUUUAUAACAUUUUUGACAUGAGUUUUUCUGGAUUUUUUUGUUGUUAUUCUGUCUCUCACUGUUCAAAUAAACCUACCAUUAAAAUUAUAGACUGAUCAUUUCUUUGUCAGUGGGCAAACGUACAAAAUCAGCAGGGGAUCAAAUACUUUUUUCCCUCACUGUACAUUCUCUCCUUUUUUGAGUAGCUGUAUGGUGUGGUGGUGGAAUCUGUGGAUUAUCAGUUCCGUUCCGUUCUCUAGUAGUCUUUUUCUCUGCUCAUCCUCUGUUCUUUUCUCCAUUAAGAUGCCAUGUAGUUCUGGUCUCUCGCUUUUGUUCGUGUGGGCUGUAGGACCAUGCUGUGUCUCCUCACUGUCAUCCCUCCCUACCCCCUCUCUCUCUCUCUCUCUCUCUCUCUUUCUGUCAGUGUUUUUGACUGCGUUGGUGUGUCAUCAGUAGUGUUGGUCCUUUUUUGAGUUGUGGUUGGUUGGUUGAUUUAAUCUUGGUCGUACUGUGGUAGAGAGGGUCUCUGUCUCUGUUCCACCAGACCUUAGCUAGCUCAUGUGCCACUCACCUUUUAGGCCAGGGGCAUUGGGUCUCAGAGAUUCCAGCUAGGGGUUCCUACGUCCUGCAGACAGUGUUCUAUAUAAACACCUGUAGAAGACAGCUGUACUGGGAUGUGAAGCGAAUCCCACCUCUUCCCAAACCAACUCUAAGCCAAACCUAAGCCCACAUGGGGUACAAUCCAAUGAAGCAGUGCCCCUUAAACAUUCCCACCUCCCCACCCACCUACCCCAUACACAUGUUCUGCUCAGUGAGACUAAUCCACUAUCCUUGGCCUAAGGGAUCCUCAUCUUAUCGAUUUAUUUAUUGCCAUUCAUGUUCUGAGGAUUGUUUUGAUUGUGAUUGUCCUUAUGUUAUGCAUUAGAAGUUGAUGGAUGUGUAGAAUGUAUAUGGUCAUUCCAAUAUGUUAGAGCCAGUGUGGAAUGCUUUUAUCCUUGUUGGACAGAGGCUGCUAUUCCCAUUGUGGUCUCACCUCAACCAUUUCUCUCUAUAUAUGUAGGUUCAAUCACGGUGUGGCAGCAAAGAGAACAUCCUGAGAGCUAGUAAGUUAUUUGAUUGAGAAUUUUCUGUGAGAGUGUGUGUAUGUGUGUGUUAGUGCUAAGCGAUUAGUGCUUUUUGAGGUCGGUUCGAUUAUUUAAAGAUUAUCACAAUUUUGGUUUCAAUUAUUUAUACCUAAUAAAACUCAGGAGAAAAAACGAGUUGUCUUCACAAAAGUUGAGAGUGAAAGACUAACACUUGCACUUGGCUUUUCUUACUAGCACUGACUUUUCUGAUAGCUGCUUCAUUUAAGAAAAGUUUUACUUACUAUGACUGUGUGAUGGGGUUGUAUGCGUGAAUGUUCUCACAUGCGUGUUUGUGUGUGUGAUGGUGAAAGACGACUAUCCUCUCCAUCACACUCCUUUGACCUUUCUCCUGUCUCGCUCUCUCUGUCCAUCAGGUCACAGUGCGGUGGACAUCACCAAGGUGGCUCGCCGGCACCGCAUGUCUCCCUUCCCCCUCACCUCCAUGGACAAGGCCUUCAUCACUGUACUGGAGAUGACCCCCGUGCUCGGCACUGAGAUCAUCAACUACAGAGGUGGGUCAAACGGACGGACUGACUGACAGAGAGAAAGGGACGGACAGACCGACAGAGACAAGUAGGAGGAUUGGCGGCCGGACAGACAAAAACACAGAUGAACGGACCGACAGAGAGACGGAAAGACAGACAGAUAGAUAGACUGACUGACUGAGAGACAGGCGGAUGGAGGGACAGACAGACAAACGGACAGACCGAGCAACAGACGGACAGAAAGCUCAGUCAUCCCCGCGUCACUGGACAUGCCUUUCUUUCGAUCCCUAUCAUCAGUCAUACCGCACACUCUGCCUUCACUACUGUCUGUAGUUGUUCUGUAUGGCUGUUGACUCCAUACCCUCUCUAUACCCCUGACCCUCUGUCUGUAGUUCCCUUUACCUACAGUCUGUAGUACUGUCUGUCUGUAUCAUAUGUGUGUCAUGAUGUUUCUGUUCCAACAGCUGUUCCACCUGACCCAGAUGCUCUCCAUUCCACCCUGUCUAUCGGUCUGUCUGAGUCCCCGCCUACCUGCCUGUUCUCAUGUUUCAUUGGCUUGAUUGUUGAUUGAUUGAUUGCUUUGCAAGCCAAUAAACAGCACACACCUCUUGACUGUUGCAUACACCUCCUAACCAUCCAGACCUUUGGCCAAGGGUAUGUAGUUCUGUCCUUGAGCUGUUCUUGUCUAUUCAUGUUCUGUAUUAUGUAAUGGUUCAUGUUUUGUGUGGACCCCAGGAAGAGGAGCUGCGGCUUUCGCAACACCUCAUGGGGAUCCUAAUAAAAUACAAAAUACCAAGGGAGUCCCUAGACCCCACAUUGAUGGUCCAGGUUUUGACUUCACAUAGGUCAACUUUAGGUGCUUAGGCUGCUUGUUUACACCAAGUAAUCUGUAGUUUUCAAAGACUUGGCAGUACAUUCUACACCAUGCAUAGAGUUGGGGAAGCUAGCUUCAGGUAGAAUUGGCCCAUGGCUCUCUAGAAUACAGAGCAUUGUCACCCAUACAGUGUCUUGCAAAGUAUUCAUCCUCCUUGGCAUUUUUCCAAUUUUGUUGCACUACAACCUGUAAUUUAAAUAUAUUUUUAUUUGGAUUUCAUGUAAUGGACGUACACAAAAUAGUCCAAAUUGGUGAAGUGAAAUGUAAAAAAUAACUUGUUAAAAAAAAUUAUAAUAAAUAAAUAACAGAAAAGAGGUGCAUGCAUAUGUAUUCACCCCCUUUGCUAUGAAGCCCCUAAAUAAGAUCUGGUGCAACCAAUUACCUUCAGAAGUCACAUACUUAGUUAAAUAAAGUCCACCUGUGUGCAAUCUAAGUGUCACAUGAUCUCAGUGUAUACAGUGGGGAGAACAAGUAUUUGAUACACUGCCGAUUUUGCAGGUUUUCCUACUUACAAAGCAUGCAGAGGUCUGUAAUUUUUAUCAUAGGUACACUUCAACUGUGAGAGACGGAAUCUAAAACAAAAAUCCAGAAAAUCAUAUUGUAUGAUUUUUAAGUAAUUAAUUUGCCUUUUAUUGCAUGACAUAAGUAUUUGAUACAUCAGAAAAGCAGAACUUAAUAUUUGGUACAGAAACCUUUGUUUGCAAUUACAGAGAUCAUAUGUUUCCUGUAGGUCUUGACCAGGUUUGCACACACUGCAGCAGGGAUUUUGGCCCACUCCUCCAUACAGACCUUCUCCAGAUCCUUCAGGUUUCGGGGCUGUCGCUGGGCAAUACGGACUUUCAGCUCCCUCCAAAGUUUUCUAUUGGGUUCAGGUCUGGAGACUGGCUAGGCCACUCCAGGACCUUGAGAUGCUUCUUACGGAGCCACUCCUUAGUUGCCCUGGCUGUGUGUUUCGGGUCGUUGUCAUGCUUGAAGACCCAGCCACGACCCAUCUUCAAUGCUCUUACUGAGGGAAGGAGGUUGUUGGCCAAGAUCUCGCGAUACAUGGCCCCAUCCAUCCUCCCCUCAAUACGGUGCAGUCAUCCUGUCCCCUUUGCAGAAAAGCAUCUCCAAAUAAUGAUUUUUCCACCUCCAUGCUUCACGGUUGGGAUGGUGUUCUUGGGGUUGUACUCAUCCUUCUUCUUCCUCCAAACACGGCGAGUGGAGUUAUAUUUUUGUCUCAUCAGACCACAUGACCUUCUCCCAUUCCUCCUCUGGAUCAUCCAGAUGGUCAUUGGCAAACUUCAGACGGGCCUGGACAUGCGCUGGCUUGAGCAGGGGGACCUUGCGUGCGCUGCAGGAUUUUAAUCCAUGAUGGCGUAAUGUGUUACUAAUGGUUUUCUUUGAGUUGUGGUCCCAGCUCUCUUCAGGUCAUUGACCAGGUCCUGCCGUGUAGUUCUGGGCUGAUCCCUCACCUUCCUCAUGAUCAUUGAUGCCCCACGAGGUGAGAUCUUGCAUGGAGCCCCAGACCGAGGGUGAUUGACCAUCAUCUUGAACUUCUUCCAUUUUCUAAUAAUUGUGCCAACAGUUGUUGCCUUCUCACCAAGCUGCUUGCCUAUUGUCCUGUAGCCCAUCCCAGCCUUGUGCAGGUCUACAAUUUUAUCCCUGAUGUCCUUACACAGCUCUCUGGUCUUGGCCAUUGUGGAGAGGUUGGAGUCUGUUUGAUUGAGUGUGUGGACAGGUGUCUUUUAUACAGGUAACGAGUUCAAACAGGUGCAGUUAAUACAGGUAAUGAGUGGAGAACAGGAGGGCUUCUUAAAGAAAAACUAACAGGUCUGUGAGAGCCGGAAUUCUUACUGGUUGGUAGGUGAUCAAAUACUUAUGUCAUGCAAUAAAAUUCUAAUUAAUUACUUCAUACAAUGUGAUUUUCUGGAUUUUUGUUUUAGAUUCCGUCUCUUACAGUUGAAGUGUACCUAUGAUAAAAAAUUACAGACCUCUACAUGCUUUGUAAGUAGGAAAACCUGCAAAAUCGGCAGUGUAUCAAAUACUUGUUCUCCCCACUGUAUAUACAUCUGUUCUGAAAGGCCCCAGAGUCUGCAACACCACUAAGCAAGGGGCACCACCAAGCAAGCGGCACCAUGAAUAGCAAGGAACUCUCCAAACAGGUCAGGGACAAAGUUGUGGAGAAGUACAGAUCAGGGUUGGGUUAUAAAAAAAAAAUCCAAAACUUUAAACAUCCCACGGAGCACCAUUGAAUCCAUUAUUAAAGAAUUGAAAGAAUAUGGCACCACAACAAACCUGCCAAGAGAGGCCCGCCCAUCAAAACUCACGGACCAGGCAAGGAGGGCAUUAAUCAGAGAGGCAACAAAGAGACCAAAGAUAACCCUGAAGGAGCUGCAAAGCUCCACAGCUGUCACGUUCGUCGUUACAGGAAGCGGACCAAGGCGCAGCGUGUGAUACAAACAUGACUUUAUUUUAAUUAACGAACAAACCAAAACACACUCGUGAAGUCCAACGGUUAAACAUACCGAAACGGAACAAAAACCCACAACACCCCAGGAAAACAUACAGAUUAAAUUGGCUCCCAAUCAGAGAUAACGACCGACAGCUGACACUCGUUACCUCCGAUUGGGAGUCAUUGACCAAACAUAGAAUAAACCCAACAGAAAUACAAACAUAGAAUACACCCAACGAAUGAAACACCCUGGCUCAAAUUACAGAGUCCCGGAGCCAGAGCGUGACAACAGCGGAGAUUGGAGUAUCUGUCCAUAGGACCACUUUAAGCUGUACACUCCACAGAGCUGGGUUUUACGGAAGAGUGGCCAGAAAAAAGCCAUUGCUUAAAGAAAGAAAUAAGCAAACACCGUUUGGUGUUCGCUAAAAGGCAUGUGGGAGACUCCCCAAACAUAUGGAAGCUGGUACUCUGGUCAGAUGAGACUAAAACUGAGCUUUUUGGCCAUCAAGGAAAACACUAUGUCUGGCGCAGACCCAACACCUCUCAUCACCCCGAGAACACCAUCCCCACAGUGAAGGAUGGUGGUGGCAGCAUCAUGCUGUGGGGUUGUUUUUCAUCGGCAGGGACUGGGAAACUGGUCAGAAUUCAAGGAAUGAUGGAUUGCGCUAAAUACAGGGAAAUUCUUGAGGGAAACCUGUUUCAGUCUUCCAGAGAUUUGAGACUGGGACAGAGGUUCACCUUCAAGCAGGACAAUGACCCUAAGCAUACUGCUAAAGCAACACUCGAGUGGUUUAAGGGGAAACAUUUAAAUGUCUUGGAAUGGCCUAGUCAAAGCCCAGACCUCAAUCCAAUUGAGAAUCUGUGGUAUGACUUAAAGAUUGCUGUACACCAGUGGAACCCAUCCAACUUGAAGGAGCUGGAGCAGUUUUGCCUUGAAGAAUGGGCAAAAAUCCCAGUGGCUAGAUGUGCCAAGCUUAUACCCCAAGACAUACCCCAAGAGACUUGCAGCUAUAAUUGCUGCAAAAGGUGGCUCUACAAAGUAUUGACUUUGGGGGGGUGAAUAGUUAUGCUUUCAGUUUUUUUGUCUUAUUUCUUGUUUGUUUCACAAUAAAAAAUAUUUAGCAUCUUCAAAGUGGUAGGCAUGUUGUGUAAAUCAAAUGAUACAAACCCCCCAAAAAUCUAUUUUAAUUCCAGGUUGUAAGGCAACAAAAUAGGAAAGAUGCCAAGGGCGGUGAAUACUUUCGCAAGCCUCUGUACAUAACAUGAAUCCAUAAUAUACACAAGUCCAGAAUGAAAACCAGGUCCAUAUUUAAUUUCUGUCUCCAUCCAUCGUCUUGUUUUCUCCGCCAACACUUAACUGAGAGCAGUGUCCAGUGCAUGUUGAAUGACUAUCAUGGCCUCAGUCACCUUGCUGCCUGCAGUGUGUUACUGUUGGGUCUAUUCGUGGGUUGUGUUCUGUUUCUAUGGCUUCUGUGUGUGUCUAUGGGAGGGGGUGUACAGUGCUAUAUAUUGGGGGUGGUUGGGAUAAUGUAGCACGUGUGUGAGCAACAACGACAGCCCCUAACCUGCGUGGACCCCGGCAGGCCCUGCUGGAGCAGAACCCGUUAAGCCCAUUUGGCCCCUGAGUGGCACGGACUGGAAAAAGCCCCCUUACUUUAUCUCAGCCACAGCGUCCACAGGAGGAGCACCAAAGCAGGAGAGGAGAGCCGUGGCUGGGGGCCCGGGGGCCAAUCAUGCUAAUGCAGCCUCCUCCCUGGCUCCCUGGCAUCACACAGGUCAGUGAUGUCAUCGGUGACGUUAUCGGUGACGUCAUGCCUCCCUCCUCACCACCAACCACCACCCCACUGAAAAGAAAAAAGAAACGACAGCACCCCACUGCCUGCCCACUUCCCAGAGUGCCCACUGCCCAGACCAUGGCAGACAGGGUUCCGGUUGGGGGUCUCGGGACGGGACGGGGGGGGGGGGGGACACACACGACCGGGGGACAGGAGGGGCCCCACCCUCCUCUCUCUUCACUCCACUGGGUCAUUUCACCUCCUGACCACUAAGGGGCAAUAGAGGGGCUCGGGCCAGGCCAUGGGCUGCUACUAGUGCUGAUGUUGCUGUUGCUUCUCAAUCUGUUGCAUGAUCUGGCUGCUAGCAAAACCCACCUACUAUCCACCUCCUCAUAUUACAUUAGUAUUGUGCAUUUAUGGAGGACCUUUCACCAUGAUGUCCUGAGCAGUUCGGUCCAGUGCCCACACUGUGUUAGAAUAAUGCGGGAGGAGUUUUUAAUGUAUGUAAAAAUAUAUGUAAAUGCAGGAGUGGGCGAGCUUUACUCUGCCAUUCCUACCGCCCUCUCUCUCUUCCAGCACAGCGAAGGUCAAAUGUGAGGGCUCAGAGUUUAUCCACCCCCUGUCAGUUGUGACUGGCAUCUAUGUGGGUAGAAUAGAUGCCCACUAAUCCACUACCCACCCAGGAAGCACAUAGACACACAGGGGAGAAGGUGUGGAAACAAAACACCCCUCAGCUCAGACGAAACGUCUCAGAACACAAGACAACCAUGUUGUUCUUUUUGCUUGUUAAGUUUGGAAGGGCGUCCUGCUCCGUUGAUUUGAUUUGUUCUCUGCGCCAAGCCUGAAUAAUAGAUUUGUAUAUGAUAGAGACGUUUCCGUUUCCCUCUCUCUCUCUCUCUCUCUCUCCUCUCUCUCUCUCUCUCUCUCUCUCUCUCUCUCUCUCUCUCUCUCUCUCGCUCUCGCUCUCUCUCUCUCUGUCGGCCAUGAGAGAAGUGAGUGACCCAGUUCUGGGAGCGCUUUCUGUGUGGUCAUUUCCCAUCUCCCAUCAUCUGCAUAUGCAACAACCGCCGGGCACAAGGACAUCAUCCACCACAGGACGGGGGAGGCACCCAACCAAUCAGGCGCGAGCGAGCAAGGGCUAGAGGAACACACACUCCUUGUGACAGUGACACACAGAGCGUCAGGGAAACACAAAGCCAGUACAUAACCCCGUCACUAACGUAACCCAAGAACACAUUCAGGAAGGUGAUAACACAAGAAGUGUAUGACCCUACCCUAAUCAACAGUGGUUGUAGGUCAACUGGGGUGUUCUAGCAGUUUGAAUCCCACCCACUGUCCUCCUCCCAACUGCCCUGUCUCUGAAAGAAAACAGUAGGUGUAGGGUGCUGAUGUAUGGGAUAAAGUUGAGCAUCACUCACACAGUGAGUUAGUGCAUCGCUAUGAACCAUAGGCUCUCCGACACCAACCCAAAGUAAAUAUGGGCAAUAGUGUAAAGGCUGCGCCAGGAAUAACUCUUCAUAAAUCUUUGAAAUGGCGUUGUUUACUCUCUCCGAUGGCAGUAAGUAAGGGCUCAGGGUACUUUACAAAGUGCUAUUUUGUCUUGUUGGUUAAUAUAAUGAUACAAGGAACACCUAAGAGAUUGAUGGGCCCAUAGAGCGAUGAAGGAUAUUGGAUAUUUCAACUAAAUUGAAGAGGUGGAGGCUGUGCCGGUGUUGCAGAAUGGUGUUGUAAGAAUCACUGUUGGUGUUUUGGUUGUAAAACUAUCACGGGUGUACACACACACACACACACCAGUGUGCACUAGGCAUCGGUCUCUGUCCUGAUAUGAGGAAAUAGAGUAGUGGGGAUAUUUUAUGGUAUCUGUCACUUUGUUUGUUGCUCCUGUUGUGAUGUGUAAUGCAUCAGGUUGCAGUGUUUCUUAGCUAAUAGAGAGCAUAUGUUUCUAUUUUUGAGGGCCCUUGUUACCUGUCUCGUCGUUUUGUGCAGUGGUGUGUGUGUGUGUGUGUGUGUGUGUGUGUGUAUUUUCUGCUGUGUGUGUAGUUGAGUUCUGUCUUGCAUUCCAUGGGGAGUUGUUAUGUUAUUAACCAGCUACAUUUUGGUUGUCUUGUCAGCCAGCUUGACGGAGGCGAGGCGAGUGUGUCGUGGCGCUCCGUUCGCUGUGUAUUCGGUGUAUUCGUCUGUUUCCAUAGAUACCUCUGUAUCCAUCUGUUUGAUCACGUUAUAAAAGAGAUGUUCUAUAUUUAGCUGCUCAUCAGAUGUGGUAUUUUGGAACAGUAAGUCUCCUCUAAUCAUCCUUCAAUAGAGGAGAAGCCUGCUCUCUCUCUCUCUCUCUUUUUCACUCUCUUUCGCUCUCUCUCUUUCUCGCCAUCGCUCUUUAGUUUUCUCUCUUCAUUACUUCCUCUCCCACCCUCUCUCUCUCUUUCUCUUUUUCUGUGUCAUUCUCCCUGUUCACCAUGGCUUGUUUUCUCUUCUCUUUUAUGUGCUGAGAAUGAGCUCCCUGCUCUCUCCCCAGAGGAACCUGUCUCUGUGCGUGUGUGUGUGUGUGUGUGUGUGUGUGUGUGUGUGUGUGAGUGAGAGGCUGUAAUUAGUAGCUCCGCUGCGUCAGAGUUAGCUAGCGUCACAGUGUAACACUUGGCUCCCCAGCCUUCUCUUUCCCUCUCUCUCUCUCUCGCUCUCUCUCUCUUUCUCUCUCACACACACACACACACACAUACACGCUCGCGCACACACACACAUCUAGCAAGGGUUUCAUGUGAUGUAGGCCUGUCUCGAUUUUGUCUUCUUCACGUUCAACAACACCUACUCGACACUCUGUCUUGUCCUACCAUCGUCUGUCUGUGCUGUUGUCAACAGAUUGUGUGGCAGCAUGGUUAUAACUUUAUGUGUUCUCUGGCCCAUCCUCACUGCACUGCACUGCAUACACACACACACACAUUAACCAAAACAUAGAGGGACACAGCCUACCCCGCCAGCAUGCAUGUCACAUCUUGUGUACUCCUCCAAUUGAUGUGUGAAAUGACAAGCUUUUUUUCUACUCUCCGUCUUUCCCUCCUACCUUUCUCCUAUUUCUACUCUACUGUACUUUACUCUACUAUUGUAGAUGGGAUGGGUCGAGUCUUAGCGCAGGACGUCUAUGCCAAAGACAACCUGCCUCCAUUCCCUGCAUCAGUCAAAGAUGGCUACGCCGUGCGAGGUGAGAUGCCAGGACUAGUGGGUGUACAGUUUAGGAGUUUGAGAGAUUACAAUGCUAGACUUUAGUAUCAGUGCUUGUUUUUGUGUCUUUGACCAUUGCAGCCUUUUCAGCUAUUUAUGUCUUACUGUUCUCUCGCUCUCUCCUGCUAUCGCUCUCCCCAUCUCCAUCCCUCCCUCUCUCCCUCUCUCUCUCUCUCUCUCCCUCUCAGCGGCUGAUGGUCCUGGAGAUCGCUUCAUCAUUGGAGAGUCACAGGCAGGACAGCAGGUGAGCUCCUUACAGUUUGUGAGCCCUGAUAUUCUGGAGUGUUGCUUUGAGAACAUACUAUAAUAAGAACUCCCCUCCCUUUUCCUACCUCUGUGUGAGUCAGAGUAUUCACCUGGGCUAUCCUGCAAUGUGAAGUUACACAGGUCACUGGCUCAGCUGUGAUUACAAGACUCUCCACAGAGACGGACCAUGUCCUCUCUCUACCUCUACACAGAGUUUUAUAUAGAGCUCUGCUCUACACACAGACCCUGUCUCUGCAACACUCCACUCGGCUUUCUUACAAUUGUCACACAGCCUCCAUUAUGGAGCCUCGUGUUCAAGAGUAGCUCAAGUGUAUCUUGUGAAAAUGGUAUACAGUCGAUUGAUUUUCCCAAUUGAAAUGUUGAUAACACUACUCCAUGCCGGCAGUUAUAAUGCAUUAUGAUGCAGCUAUAAUGCCUUAAAAGACUUUCCAUUAGCAUGUUUAACACCUUUAUAAUGUCCAACCUGUGUGUGUCCCUGUAGCCCACCCACACAGUGAUGCCGGGCCAGGUGAUGAGGGUGACAACGGGGGCUCCUAUCCCCUGUGGGGCGGAUGCUGUGGUGCAGGUGGAGGAUACUGAACUGCUCCGAGAGUCUGAGGACGUGAGUCAACCAUGACCUAUGACAACUUCCUGUCCCCAUCUCAAUUAUCACAACAACCUUUAUUGGAAUACACUAUACAAAUGCAAUACAAUAACAUACAAUCUGUCUCUCUCCUCUCUCUUUCUCAACUCACUCCCCUUUUCCCUCAACACUCUCUCAUCUGUCUCCUGUACCUCCUCUCCACAAACGGACAGCCUUUCUAUGUUGUACAUAGACUUACUCAUCUGCCACAAUCCUCUUCCUUACAAUAUACUGUACUGUAUUUUCUUCACUAACCUGUUUGUCGUUGCAGGGCACAGAAGAGCUGGAGGUGCGGAUCUUGGUACAGGCACGGCCUGGACAGGACAUCAGGUGAGCGAGAAGUUUUAGGUUGUACCAAUCAGGCUGGUGGGGUCAAUUCCAUUUAAAUCCAGUCAAUUCAGGAUGUAAACUGAAAUUCAAAUGUUCCUUAAUGCUGUUCUGUAUCAGUACUAUACCACACAGUCAUCUAUAUCUCUGUCUCCCCUCCCUCCAGGCCUAUAGGUCAUGAUAUAAAGCGUGGGGAGUGUGUCCUGUCCAAGGGAACCCACAUGGGCCCCUCUGAGAUCGGCCUGCUGGCCACCGUAGGAGUCACUGAGGUGGAGGUGCAGAAGUUCCCUGUGGUGGCUGUCAUGUCCACUGGCAACGAGGUGAGCACACGCACGCACGCUCGCAUGCAUGCACACACAUUUUGUCUUCUCUCAUGGUGUCUUUAAUACCUGGGUUUGAGGUUAGAGAGGCGUGUAAGGCGGCAACCGAUUGCUGGGUCAAAUCCCAGGUCUGUUGGGAAGAUCUUGCAGGAUGUGAGAUGGUUUCCAAUAGACAAUGGAUAAUUAUGUAAUCUUCUUCUUUGUGUGUGUGUGUGUGUGUGUGUGUGUGUGUGUGUGUGUGUGUGUGUGUAGCUGUUGAACCCAGAGGAUGACCUGCACCCAGGGAAGAUCAGGGACAGUAACAGAUCUACACUGCUGGCCACCAUUCAGGAGCACGGAUACCCUACCAUCAACCUGGGCAUCGUCGGAGACAAGUCAGUGAACAUAACUCAAUCAUAACCCCCAAUAACAAUUGGCUUGUCUACCCUCCUAGAAAACAUUGGGCUGGUUUCAUGGACGCACAUUACUCCUAGUCCCGGAAUCUGAAAGUGCUUUUUAGUCCAGGACUAGGCUAAAUCUGUGUCUGCAAAACUGUAGAUAGAUAUAUACGAUCAAAAAGAUGGGAGGGUCUGAACUAUGACCUUUCCCCUACAGCCCAGAUGACCUCCUCAACGCCCUGAACGAGGGCAUCAGCCGUGCUGAUGUCAUCAUCACCUCAGGGGGCGUGUCCAUGGGAGAGAAGGUAAGAUCCAAUCCAAAUGAAAUGUUUAAAUAAAAAAGAGAAGGGGAUGAGAGGUAGGGCAGCAAGCUCAUUUGGAUGGACAUUUUUGCGAGAGGUCAUUGUGUUUGAGAGAGCUAAAUCAAUUCCAUCACGGCUAGGUAGUAGGGGCUAGAACUCGUUUUGGAAUUCACCACAACAGUUUGUUUUCUAUGUUGAACCUCACGUACUGUCCAGCUCAUGCACUCUGCUGCCAUCUGUUGUUCUGACCCAGCUGGUACUCCUUGGUGAUGAAGCGGCUGGUUUGGCUGACCUUUUGAAUGUUUACUGCUUAGCUGAGUUCUCUGCUUCCCUCGCUGGGUUUUCUGCUCCAAUUAUUUAUGUUAUUGGAUCACAUAUUUACACCUCACCAUCUGUCAGAGACCGGCAGACAUGUUAAAGAUGCACAAAGUUUCCAUUCGAUUAGAAGUUUAAUCCUCUCCCAUGUGUUCCUGGCAAUAUCAAAGUCGAUUCAGUUAACUUUAUCGGCAUGGAAUACACUGUAAAUACAGUACAAUAACAUACAAUGAAUCUCUUUGCGUUUCAGGACUACCUGAAGCAGGUGCUGGACAUUGACCUCCAUGCCCAGAUCCACUUUGGACGGGUCUUUAUGAAGCCAGGGUGAGACGUGAUGGGGUUAUUCAAAGUUUAUGCCUUCUUAAUUAAUUAAGUGAGGAUGGUUUAGAAGAGUUGGAUAGUCCAUCAUGGAAGGUCUCACUGAGUUUGUCAUCUCUCCUCUUUAGUCUUCCCACCACGUUCGCCACUGUAGACAUUGACGGGGCACGGAAACUGAUAUUUGCUCUACCAGGUAUGUCUUGAUGAGAUCUGCAUGUCAUGUGUACAGUGUGUGUACUGUGUGUACUGUAUGUUGUGUGUGUUUGUGUGUAUAAAUGUUGUUGUUGAGUCUCAGGACUGGCAGGGGACCGCUGGUCUUGACUGAGAUCUCAGGCACUUAUCUGUGUCUCUGCUCUGAGUCCAAAACGCCACCAUUUACCAACCAAAUAUAUGUUUCCUUGAGGGAAACAUGUUAUAUUAAUCCAGCAGCAUGCCCUCAGACAGAGGUAAUGUUUCUCUUUAAUCACACUCCCCUUUCAGUUUCCACAGCAUCUUGGAACCCUUCCAACCCACAGCAGCCAUUUCUAUUCUCUCUGAUUGAUCAUUUUCAUUUUGUAAAUGAGUUGUAAUUAGUAUUAUAACCAUGUUUGUGUGUGUUGGUAUUUUUAUAUAAGCCCUCCAAAACCAUGCUCCUGUGUUUUAUCUCAGACUCACACAGCCCAAAAACUCAAACCGCAGCCAACCCUGACCCCCAUCCAAACCAAACCUGAAAUUUGACCCCUAUUUGACCCACCCAACCAAUCAAAGUGCCCUGCCUCCUCUCUUACUCAAGCCUGCUGACAACAGCCUCUUGUCCCUCUACUUUCCUAGCAUUCGACCUGGCCACUCCACACCUCUCCAUAGGCCCCAGCCCAGGACUCCUUAGUCCCUUGCCCAGGCCCCCUGCCUCUGCCCGUCCUAUUGCCAACCUGCCCCAGCACCCCUGCCUUGUCUCUGCCCGUCCUACAUAUGUCCGGACGGCUAGUCUGUGGCUGUGGUGACCGCCACUCUUUUUAUAUUCCCCCUUUAAGGUAAUUUCACCUUCAGAGACACAGGCGCCAUUCGCAUCGACCCUGUGCCCGACAGUGAGGCAAGCAGGGUGCCCGUGCCACCGCCCCCGCGCGGAAGUAGGUGCUACCAACCUGGUUGACCAUACUGUACCGUUCAGUGUGCUGCUCUCUACCUGAAAGCAAGCUUACUUCACCUGAGCUCAGAAAACGGAAUUUAAACUGAAAAUGGGAAAUGUGUUUUUUCUUUAAGAGUGCUUAACUGAAACUCGACCCAACUCAAAUUAUAUGGGCUUCAAAUUAUCUAAAAAACUUUUUAUCAGGCCAAAUGGAUACAUUUUAUUUUUUGUAUUUUUGUCUCCCAGACUUUGGGCAUGUUUGGGGGAAUUUUUGUCAGUUUUUCUAGUGGUUAUUAAACUAAACAAGAUCACUACACCUUUUAGUGAACCCAAACUUGAAUCUUAACAAAACAUAAAAUAAACUUGAGUUUUUCUUUACUUAUGUGAUUUUCUGUUCUGUUUUCUGAGAGAUAAAUAUUGUUUUGUUUCUUUAACGUUUCUGUGGUGUUGCUGUUGGUUCUGUCGCUCCUCGUUCUGUUUCUCAGUAUGUCCCCAAGUCCCUGCCCCUGUGAGUAUCUAUCCCAUGAUUCCAUGCUGUUGCUUGUUGUUGUGAUUUGAGAGCGCCGCUCACCCUCUCCCCCUGAUAUUGCUACCCCUCACCGCUGCUUGUUGGUGUAAAGAGAUAGCACUCACAAACUUGUCCCACUCUCAAGAGCUCUCACCCACCAGUCCCUCCUCUGUGAAAACGUUAAAAGGCAGAAGCGUACAUGUCUCACUGUCUACCUCCCCAUUCCUCCAGCCCCAGCCCAGGUCCCCAGCCGCAGCCUGGCCCCCAUACUGACAGACCAGUGGGGUGAAGAAAACCACUGCCCUAUGCACUGAGCCCUUGUCCUGUCCUACAGGGGCUACUAGCUGGAGCAUGUCAACAACAACAAUGCUCCUCAACCCCAACCCGUCCAAACCUUCCCAGGCCUAUCCUGCCGUCUCCCUCCUCAGCCCUGAACAGUGGUAAUGUCCCCUCCUUGUCUCCCUCUCAUCCUCAGCACCUCUCUCUCUGUUGGUCAGGUAACCCAGUGUCUGCUGUCGUCACCUGUAACCUCUUCGUCAUCCCUGCUCUGAGGAAGAUGCAGGGGAUCCUGGACCCUCGGCCCACCAUUAUCAAAGCCAGGGUAAGUUAACAGCACUGGCUGUUAUGGAGGGUUUCUGGACACUAGGUCAAAAAAAUACAGGUUAAGACAGUGUAAUAAUUAAAUGCGGCAGCGUUAGAAAUUGGAACAGCGCUGUUGCUGAUUCUAAACUAUUAACAUUGAAAACGUGACCAGCGGUUAGGAAAUCAAGUAAUAAAGUGUCUGUAGAUCAUUAGAAAAACAUUUACAGUACAUUCGGAAAGUAUUCAGACCCAUUGACUUUUUCCACAUUUUGUUACGUUACAGCCUUAUUCUAAAAUGGAUACAAUAAUUGUUUUCUCUCAUCAAUCUACACAUAAUACCCGAUAAUGAAAAAGCAAAAACAGGUUUUAAGAAAUGUAUUCAGACCCUUUGCAAUGAGACUCGGAAUUGAGCUCAGGUGCAUCCUGUUUCCAUUGAUCAUCCUUGAUGUUUCUACAACUUGAUUGGAGUCCACCUGUGGUAAAUUAAAUUGAUUGGACAUGAUUUGGAAAGGCACACACCUGUCUAUAUAAGAUCCCACAGUUGACAGUGCAUGUCAGAGCAAAAACAAGAAGACUCUAGGCUGUAAACGCUGCCAAAGGUACUUCAAUAAAGUACUGAGUAAAGCAGGGUUGCCCAAUCCUGUUCCUGGAGAGCUACCCUCCUGUAGGUUUUCGCUCCAACCCCAGGUGUUACUAACCUGAUUAAUCUUAUAAACCUGCUAAUUAUUAGAAUCAGGUGUGCUAGAUAAGGAUUGGAGCAAAAACCUACAGGACAGUAGCUCUCCAUGAACAGGGUUGGGCAGUCCUGGAGUAAAGGUUCUGAAUACUUAUGUAAAUAUGUGUGCCAUAUGUUUGCUGAGUAGUUAGCUGAAAUUCACUACAAUUGUGUUUAUUUUCUACUUUGAUGGCAAACUUUCUGUACUGCUAGCAUUCAAUUCCAGUCAUUUUCGCUCUGGCGCUGGUCCAAUGAAUGUAGUUAUUUUCUAACGCAUCUGCAUGGAAUUAUUAGGUUGUCUUAACCUUCUCUAUCUUCAACCUAGUCUGGACACGGGUGAAAUACAGGCACAAAAUGAAAAAGCGUGCCACCUUGCAUUCAUGGUCCUUGGAGCCAGAUAUGUGUGUCCUUUGAGCUUGCUGCAUAAGUUAGGGAGUUCGAGGGAGAGCUGGAGAGGGUUUUAUACACAUAGCUUUAAUGCAAAUACGUUGGGGUUUAAAUUUGAGUGUGAUGUCAUCAUUCUGCUCCCUGCUCUCUCCUGUGUGUGUAAACAGCUGUCCUGUGAUGUAAAGUUGGACCCUCGUCCAGAGUACCACCGCUGCAUCCUGACAUGGCACCACCAGGAGCCUCUGCCAUGGGCACAGAGCACAGGUAUUAUCACAUACUAAGUAAAUACACAAUAGUUUGUCAGCAUGUUUGCAUGGAAUAAUGGAUAAGGGAAAAUGCUUAUCAGAAAGUUUAUCCUUGCCAUGUUAUAGACUCUCUCUCUGUCUCCCCACCCUCCUCCCCCUCUUGUCCCCUCCCCCCUUUCUAACCACCCUCUCCUUCAUUCUCUCCUCUCUCUCACUCUUUCUCUCUCUCUCUUUCUCCCUCUCCACCUCUACAGGAAAUCAGAUGAGUAGUCGACUGAUGAGCAUGAGAAGUGCCAAUGGGCUGCUGAUGUUGCCUCCUAAAACAGAGCAAUACGUGGAGCUGCAUAAAGGAGAGGUUGUGGAUGUGAUGGUCAUAGGACGACUAUGAUGAUGUCAUCUUACAGGGACAGAUAGAUAGAGAGGAAGUGGUGCAUGUCCACAUAUCAUAACUAUUCUGUAAUACGUAACGGCACAGCAAGUUUUUAUUGAUUUGGAUAAUAAAGUUGAUCAAGUAUAAUUAAUCAACAUCUCGAAUACAAAAUAAAUGAGUACAUACAUUGAUCAUGAAAAUAUGAAUUUGAAAAGAUAAUUGUAUUUCAAAGAAAGACAAAAUGUAAUACCUUUUAAAAGUGGAGAAAAAUAUAUAUAAAACAUAAGAGAUUUAUUCUGUAAUAUAUUAUAUUAUUAUUAUAAGUAUCAUGAUUAUUAUGAUAAUUAUUAAUAUUAUAUUAUCAUCAUAUUAAGCAACUCUGUUUCUCUUUCAUCCUUGCAAUUGCUUUGUGUGUUCAACCCUAGACCUUAUAGAUAGAUAGCAGUAGCAUUUCAAUAGGAAGCUGUAGGUGCUUAACAGGAUUAAAAAAGAAAGCCUAUUUUCUUAUCUCACAAAAAGGUUAAAAAUACAUCUUUUUUUUUUUUUUUUACAAUGAAAACUCUUUCGAGAUAAUGUCAGAAGUCCCCCUUGGUCUAUGUCCUGAUUCUCCAUCCUUCUCCUGAAGUGUGCACAUUGGCUGGAGGGAGUUUCCACCGUUGCUAAAUCCAUGCAAGAAAGUAUACAGGAAAAGAGUGGAGAAUCAGGAUGUAGCCUUGGUGCUCUGGCUUGAUAGGAGAAGUGCUUUCAGGGUCCUGAGGGUGCCUUUAGGUGACAGCUAUCUUUACCUCCCUUUAGUAUUCUUCUCUUCUAUGCCACAUUAUAUUGGCUUCAUUAUGCUUCAUAAUGGCUUCACACACAGCUUUACUUGUCGUUUAUCUUGUGAGUCGUGUUUAUGUGCGCAGUGCCAAAAGUGGCAGGCAUCAUGAUGAGACCUGGUCCUGUAUUUAUAAAGUGGCUCUGAGUAGGAAUGCUGAUCAAGGAUCAAGGCCCGUAUCCACAAAGCAUCUCAGAGUAGGAGUCCUGAUCUAGGAUUAUUAAUUAUGAUCUAAAAUGCAAAACGGAUCCUAGAUCAGAACUCCUACUCUGAGAUUAUAAGCAUUUCGCCUCACCUGCUUUAACAUCUGCUAAUCUGUGUACGCAACAAUAAACAUUGAUUUGAUUUUUAUUUGAGAUGCUUUGUGGAUGCAGGUCCAGGUCCCCCCGGUCUAUAUAAUCGUAUUAAUUAUGAUUUUUAAAAAAUAAACUGAUCCUAGAUCAUCACUCCUACACCUUUAUGAAUACAGGCCUUAAAGGCGGAGGAAGGCAGUGGCCCACUAGCUUCAUCAGUCUAACCUCACCUGGUCCCACACAGAGAUAUGUAUAUUCUGGCUCUGGUUCCACAUGCCCUUCUACUCUACCAACACCACCUCUCUCCCCCCCACCCUCACCCCUCCAGGACUGCUCACCUCACACACACUAGUACAGAUAGAUGAGGGAACUGGGGUAGGGAGAGAACUUUCUCUUUUAUUUGUUUAAUUUCAGAAGGAAGAAACAGCUUAUUUAAAGUGCUGACUGCCUUUUUAACAACUAUUAAAACAAUGUACAGAAAAAUUAAUUAAUAAAAAAGUGAUAUUGUACAGAUGUUAUGGUGACCAGCACUCCUAAAGAAAUUAAUGAAGCAAUGAGGAGAUAUUGAACUCUGUACUAUAAAACAUUUCUGUAACGAUAUUGAUGAAACUGAUGAAAAAUAAAAAAUCCUUGAUCAUUAUGUAAAACGAUUAGUUCAGUCUCUUAUUUAUGUCCUCUUGGAAAAAUCGAACUAUUUUAUUUUAUUCUACGCUACAUAGAGUACAUAAUAUAAUAUUUAUUUCUACAGCAUUGGUCCUUGAUUUGAUUGCCUUGAUUUCAGCAAAAAGCUUUGCAUAAAAACACUGCAUUUUUCAUUUAAUUCACCCUGUCACUUUAUAGAUAUAAAGUAAUCUUUCAUUGGACAAGAUAUAUCAUUGUUUAGGAUCCUGUGAGCAGCAUUGACCAAUCGCGAACAUUGUUUCAUGAAUGUAACGUUACUUGGGGCGCUGUGGAGCAAAUGGGAGACCCUUGACGUCUCAACCCUUGAGUUGGAAAUUAUUCCUAAUAAUGCAAGCUACGGCGGGAGAGAGGAUCUCGACUGAUAUUGUGGCACAAAGUUAGCAAAGUUGAGUCUUUCUUCACUCAAUUGAUACAAAAACAAAUGGAAUAACAUUGGACACCUCAAUGAAGUAUAUAUUUUCGACACCGUUGCGGGAAAAAGUGAGUAGUUCUCUUCCAUUUCCUAUGUGUUUUGGGGUGGCAUUGUUUGCAACAGGUUGCCAGGAAGCUAACGUUAGCUAGCAUGCUAGCAUUAUCUAGCGCGAGCUUUUAAAGUUUAUGCUACCUAGUAAACUAGCAUAAUAGAGCAUUUCACAUCAGGUUGAACUAAAGUUGUUGAUGUUUCAACUGUGUGGGUUAACAACUAAAUAGUCUAUUUGCUUGUGUAAAAUUGUCACUGAAAUGACCAUGUCACUUUUAAUCCAACCCAUGUCACAGCGAAAAAUGUCGCAACGCAAUGCCAGGCUAGUUGGCUAAGAAGCUAGCUGGGCGGACUAGUAUCUAGCCCAACCCAUAGAAAUUGAAUGAUUCUAGUUAUUUCUAUGGCCCUACCUGUUGCGUGUGUGAAGUUUGGGUGCCUUCAUUGAUGCACUGUUUGAACAGGCAUUUUGUUUAUAGCUUUUUGAAUAAGACAACGUUUUGCAUUUGAGUUCUGCUAUUAGCUUACAAGGUGGAAUUCUAGCUAUGAAAAAUGAUAGUAUUCCAGCCUGGAGUCAGGACGCCAGGAUUCUCGCCUUACAACCCUUCCCCUACUGUAUUAUGUCUCAACAUUCUAUUUAACCAAUUUACCAGUUAGGUACAAAUGCAUGAUGUCGACAAAGGGAAUGAGGUGGCUGUCAGUCUGUUUUGACAGCAAUGCAAUAGUCUGACCAGAUAGUCAUCAAUUAACAUAGACUGCUGAUCUUCAUUUGGUCACCAGCUCUCAACAUCUAUCAGCACUGAAGUAUGCUCUACCACUGAGGUUAUGCCAGUAUUGUGAUAUACAGAAGAUAGACCUGUUUGAUAAAUGACCCAAGUCCAUAUUAUGGCCAGAACAGCUCAAAUAAGCAAAGAGAAAGACAGUCCAUCGUUACUUUAAGACAUGAAGGUCAGUCAAUACGCAACAUUUAAAGAACUUUGAAAGUUUCUUCAAGUGCAGUCGCAAAACCAUCAAGCCCUAUGAGGAAACUGGCUCUCAUGAGUUACCUCUCCUGCAGAGGAUAAGUUCAUUAGAGUUACCAGCCUCAGAAAUUGCAGCACAAAUGAAUGCUCCACAGAGUUCAAGUAACAGACACAUCUCCAAAUUGGAGGUCCGAAUUUGAGGUUUUCAACAGGACAAUGACCCAAAACACACCUCCAGGCUAUGUAAGGGCUAUUUUACCAAGAAGGAGAGUGAUGGAGUGCUGCAUCAGAUGACCUGGCCUCCACAAUCCCCCGACCUCAACCAAAUUAAGAUGGUUUGGGAUGAGUCAGACCGCAGAGUGAAGGAAAAGCAGCCGACAAGUUCUCAGCAUAUGUGGGAACUCCUUCAAGACUGUUGGAAAAGUAUUCCAGUUGAAGCUGGUUGAGAGAAUGCCAAGAGUGUGCAAAGCUGUCAUCAAGGCAAAGGGUGGCUAUUUGAAGAAUCUCAUAUUUUGAUUUAACACUUUUUUGGGUUACUACAUGAUUGCAUAUGUGUUAUUUCAUAGUUUUGAUGUCUUCAUUAUUAUUCUACAAUGUAGAAAAUAGUAAAAAUAAAGAACAACCCUUGAAUGAGUAGGUGUUCUAAAACUUUUGACCGGUAAUGUAUGUACAGGUCAAACCCGAAAAGCAAUACACAAUGAAGGGUAUCAAUGAAGCCCACAUCCAGGUACUGUAGAUGGCUACAACCUUAUCAAUCAGGCAGCACCCACACUGAUCGCUUAUUACCUUCAGCCUGAUACUUUCUUGGCCAAAAAGAACACAAGUCCAAAUCUUAUUAGUUUCCUUAAUCACAUGCCUCCAGUCAGCUGAUAGUGUUCUGCUAUUCACAGAUAAGGUGGUCUGCCUCCAAUCACUUACCUAAAAUAGCCAGGAAGGACCCUACCCACCUUGCUUAUCAACACCAUUGAGAGUGGUUGGUUUCCCCUCAGAAUCAAUGUUGUAUUGUCAACAAUCGGUCCUGAAUUCUCAAAUUAGCCUGUGCUAUCAUAUCUGAUGAUAAGCUACAGAAUGCAUGACAGCCAAGAGUGUUCCCCUUAUUUUGACAAGUUCGUCAUUUAAGGUAUUCAGGUACCUGUAUCUCCGAUACUUCCCCUCAUUCAUCAACAGCCGAGUGAGCCUAAACCUAAAUGGCUCCUAACUAUUAUGACAUCUGCUUUCUGGUACACUUUCAGAAUGAGUUUUAUUUAAAUGUUUUAAUUUUAAUUGCAAGACGUUGUCCCUGCAGACACUUUACUCAUAGUCUAGCCUAUAGCUUUUGGAAGUUUAGUAAACAUACCGGUUGAACAUGGAUGGAUGUCUUGCGAACUUUCACAAAUUUAGACAUUUAGGGACAUAUGCAAUGUGGUCAUUCUGGUCAACUAUGCCCAGCAACAGCAGGUCGAAAAUGGAGUUGGCUAGUAGGCCUACUGCCUGGACUGGACUCCUUGGCUUAUAGGCUACAUUUGUAGAUUAGCCUAGCUGCUUGGCUCUCUCUGACUCUGUAUCGGUUUCAGUGAUAGCCAGGGAGAGGGAGAAUUAAAGUGCUAAUGCUGUCCCCCUGUCGAGUCAUGUUACCUAGCUAGCAGCGCUGAUCUGAGGAACUUCCUGGAAGUGUGUGUGUCCAGUGUCCAGCUAUUCUCUCCUAUGUAGCUGAUGUAAUGGCAUCACCUCAUAGGUACAGUAGAUCUUCUGCGAACAAAGAGCUAGGCUGUAUCAUGUAAUUUAGCCUACUUGUUUCUUGUGUGAGGAAGCUCAUAACCUCCUACUUUCACAUUUUAUUUGAAACACACACACAGUAGUGAGCUGAGGUGAGGACUGUUCAGCAUGUCUGCAGGGCCUGCUCCGGGAGGGACUGGGCCCUGGACCCUGGCCAGGAACACACAGUACCUCAGUGUUCUCUCUGACCUGUUUGUGUCCCCCAGGAAUUCUCAAUCUGUCGCUCACUCACUGUGAGGGGAAUCGCUGUCCCCCACCGGCCCCCGGCCCUGCUGUCCGCCUCAGCUAG
Molecule: messenger RNA, 25154 nt
Organism: Coregonus sp. 'balchen'
Lineage: Eukaryota; Metazoa; Chordata; Actinopteri; Salmoniformes; Salmonidae
Source: the annotation of a GenBank genome assembly